This is a messenger RNA of Closterium sp. NIES-65, 687 nucleotides long. Lineage: Eukaryota; Viridiplantae; Streptophyta; Zygnematophyceae; Desmidiales; Closteriaceae. The record is from the annotation of a GenBank genome assembly.
AUGAAUGGGGUGGGGGUGGCAGACGGUAGCGCGACUCACGCAGCAGGUGGUGAGAAUGAAGGUGUUGAGGUAUCAGACGACGAGGAGGACGUCAGUUCAGAUUCGGAGGGGGAGAGAGAAGAGCAGCCGAUGGAUGCAGGUGCUGGUGUCCAACAGGCAGUCCCAACAGUACUCCGUGAAGUAUUUGGCGAGGCAUUUAACGGACUCAGCACCUCAGGAACCAAUGGAAACAUGCGCUCGGGGGGUGUGGGGUUAUCAAAUCCAACAACAGCUGAGAGUGGGGGGUUGGGGGAGAGGGGAGGUGUAUCCGAGAGUGGUGGAUUGGGGGAGCGGGGAGGAGCGUCCGAGAGCGAAGCAGGGAGGGGAGGAGCAGGAGGGGGUGGGGCAUGGAGGAGAGGAGCAGCAGAGAGUGGGGCGGGGAUGGCAAGAGCAGAGAGUGGGGCGGGAAGGGCAGGAGCAGCUGGGAUCGUGACAGGGAGGGGAGGAGCAGGGAGUGGGACGUGGAGGGGAGGAGUAGCAGGGAGCGGGGCAGGGAGGCCAGGAGCAGAGAGCGGGGCAGGAAGGGCAGGAGCAGCCAAGAUCGUGACAGGGAGGGGAGGAGCAGGGAGUGGGGCGGGGAGGGGAGGAGCAGGGAGAGGGGCGGGGAGGGGAGGAGCAGGGAGUGGGGCGGGGAGGGGUUUAUGGUAA